Pyricularia grisea is the source of this 1740-nucleotide messenger RNA. RefSeq lists its product as uncharacterized. Gene Ontology annotation, cellular component: membrane. NCBI's taxonomy places the organism in Eukaryota, Fungi, Ascomycota, Sordariomycetes, Magnaporthales, Pyriculariaceae. Gene Ontology annotation, biological process: amino acid transmembrane transport. The transcript is spliced from 2 exons. The record is from RefSeq and is a predicted model, not a curated record. Bases 1 to 1740 code for a protein of 579 amino acids. Gene Ontology annotation, molecular function: L-amino acid transmembrane transporter activity.
AUGUCAUCGUACUUGCAACCUACUACGGGCAUCGCCCUCAACAUCGACCUGGAGUCGGCAAACACAAACGCGCCGACGACCACACACGCGGCCAAAGAAGAUGGAGCGAAUAGCCUGGAAGGCCUCGAGCAGUCGAAUGGAGCUGUUCCCGUCGAGACGAACUCACCAAUGGGCCAAUCGGUUGGGCCUUUCACCGUCGUCAUGUUGAAUAUCGGCAACAUCAUAGGUAUCGGCGUCUUUUCGACUUCCUCCGCGAUCCUGAAGGGCACCGGCUCAGUGGGCAUGAGCAUGAUCUACUGGACCAUCGGCAUCUUCAUCGCCGCAAGCCACCUCGCCGUGUUCCUCGAGUUCGCCUGCUACUUCCCGAAACGCUCUGGGUCGCUGGUCGUCUUCCUAGAGCAGUCUUACCCGAAGCCGCGGUACCUCUUCCCCAUCACGAUCGCCCUGGUCGGUCUUAUUCUCGGCUUCGGCAGCAGCAUGGCCCUCGUGCUGGCCAAGUACAUCUUCCAGGCCGUUGGCCACACCUACACCACCUGGGAGCUCAAGGGUCUGGCUGUGGCGGGGUACACGGCCGUCGUCGUGCUCCUGACGCUCAGCAACCGCGUCUCGUAUUGGGUCAUCAACGUCAUGGGUGUCGUCAAGAUCACCACGCUCGCCUUUAUCUCGGUCGCGGGUCUGGCAGUGCUCGGCGGCCGCGUCCCGGCCAUCCCCGACCCGAUCGCAAACUUCCGCGACCCCUUCUCCGGCACCGCGACCGCGUACGGCCUGACCAACGCCCUUGUCAAGAUCAUAUUUUCGUACGCCGGGUCCGGCAACGGCAUCAACGUGCAAGGUGAGCUCAAGAAGCCCGGCAAAAGUUUGCGCAACAUGGAAUUCCUCGCGCUGGCAGCAACGGGUAUCCUCUUCGUCCUCACCAACCUCGCCUUUUUCGCCGCCAUCCCGAAACACGAACUAGAAAACUCGACCGAGAUCGCGGCAAGCAUGUUCUUCCGCAAAGUGUUUGGCGACUCGGGAUGGGUGCGCGGCCUCAACGUGCUCAUCGCCCUCUGCACGCUUGGCAGCAUCGUCUCGACGACUCUGAGCCUGUCGCGCAUGACACGCGAGUCGGGCCGGCAGGGCGUCAUCCCUUGGACGCGGUUCUGGGCCUCGACCAGGCCGUUCGGCACGCCGCUGGGACCCUACGCGUGGCGGUGGGCGCUGACGACGCUCAUGAUACUCGUCGUGCCCGCCGGCGACGCCUUUAACUUUAUGGUCGAUUUACAGAUGUACCCAUGGGUAUUUUUCGAGCUCGCACUUAAUGUCGGCCUCGUCGUGGUGCGGAUCCGUCGGAAGCGGCAGGACGGCGUGCCGAGGCCAGAGUUCCGCGCCUGGAACGCCGCAAUAAUCGUCAACACGCUCGCAUCGCUGGCCGUCAUCGUCAUGCCGUGGUAUCCUCCCGACGGCGGUCCGUACGCUGGCGACGUCAGCUUCUGGUACGCGACGUACGCUGCGACAGGUGUCGGUGUGCUGGUCGCCUGCGCGCUGUAUUAUCUGGUCAAGAUCCAGCUGAUGCCACGAUGGGGAGGUUAUGUCAUCCGCAAUGCGACUGUGACGCUUCAAGGCAAUGUCCAGACAAACAUGCUCGUCAAGGUUCCACCGGAGAAGCUUGCUAGCUUGGACGAAGCAGACAAAGGCGCCCCUUCCAAUACUUCAUCAUUGGAGCGGAACAGUGGCAAAGACUUUGACAGCAAAUCACCGUGA